Messenger RNA from Plasmodium reichenowi, 1416 nucleotides. RefSeq lists its product as hypothetical. The transcript has 3 exons. Lineage: Eukaryota; Apicomplexa; Aconoidasida; Haemosporida; Plasmodiidae. The record is from RefSeq and is a predicted model, not a curated record. The coding region runs from base 1 to 1416 and encodes 471 amino acids.
AUGAAAAGGUUAUUUCUAUUAAUAUAUGCUAUCACCAUAUUUUCAAUUUAUCUAAUCAAUGGUGCAAUAAAAAAUGAAAGUUACAGAAAAAAAAAGUCAUUGAUGAGUAUCAUAUUUGGAAAUUUCUUAAUCAAAUAUAAGAGGAAAAAAGAGUCUUCUUUGAAUUCUUCAAAAAGUGAGUCAGAUAGUAGUGUUCCCAGCGAACUUGAAGAUCAAGUAAAUUAUGAAAUUUAUAGGAAUAAAAAUAUUUCGAAUGAAGAUGAAGAAGAUAUAGCAAGAGAUGAAUGUAAUAAACUAUAUGAUGAAUUAUACGGAGAACGAGAUAAGGAUGAUAAUUAUGAAGAUACAUAUGAUAAUAAUAAUUAUGAUAAUUAUGGAAUGAAAAAAAUAACGAAUUGUCAUAUAUUAAAUUUACAUUUGGGAGAGUAUGUUCCUAUGGAAAAUAAAAAGCGUGAUUCGGUUAAACAGGUUAUUUUAUUUCAGAAUUAUUAUAAAGACAAUAUAACAAAUGAACAUUCAAAUAAUCUUAGAAAAAACGAAUAUCCAUUAGAUUUUAUUUAUCAUCCUAAAGAAAAAGAAAAAGUAAAAAAGCGUCGACCCAAAAGUAUGGAUUUCGAAUCUAAAAGUUAUGGUACAUUUAAGGAGGAAAAUGACCAAAAAAAAAAAAAAAAAAGAUGGAGUACUAUUGUAUUUUCAAGGAAAAAAAUAAAUAAUUUUGAUAAUAUUGAUGAUGUAAAUGUAUCAUAUUUUUCUUAUGAAGAAGAUAAUAAAUUAGAAAAUAAGGAAAAAAAAAAUACACAAGAAUUUUAUGGAGUUAGAGGUAUAUUUGCGUGGACCUAUGAAGAUGCAUUAAAUUUAAAUACUAAACCUACAAGAACUCAAAGUUCUCCACAUAUAGUUGAAAGUAAUGUGAAGGAAGAAUUUGAAAAAAAAAAUUAUGACGAUGAAAUUGAUUUAUUUUAUAAUUGUAUUAAAGAAGAAAAAAAAAAGAGGGAAAUGGAAAAGGAGGAAAAAAAACAAAAAGAAAAACAAAAUAUAUAUUUAAAAAACAAAAAUGGAAACGAUAUAUUAAAUGAUGAAGAUUUAUUAGAAAAUACACCUCAUAAAGAAAAACAUAAUUAUUCAUGUGUAACAAGUAAUAAAAAUGCUUAUCAUGAAACUCUUGAAAAUCAAAAAAAAGAAGAAUUAAACGAAUUAAAAUAUUAUUUAGAUUUAUUGGAAAAAAAAAAAAAAGAAAACGUGGAAAAAAUAAAUCUCAGACGUUCAUCCUCUUUAUCCCCAUUUAAUACAAAUGAAAAUUCAAAUUCGGAUUUUCAUCUUGAAAAAAAUGAUGACAAAAAAUUAAUGCUGAAUGAAAAAACACACGUCUCAACAGAUAAUAUAAGUGAGUAUUCGUGUUGUAUUGAAUAUAUUUGA